This is a messenger RNA of Blastocystis hominis, 951 nucleotides long. RefSeq lists its product as hypothetical. NCBI's taxonomy places the organism in Eukaryota, Bigyra, Opalinata, Blastocystidae. The record is from RefSeq and is a predicted model, not a curated record. The transcript has a single exon. The coding region runs from base 1 to 951 and encodes 316 amino acids.
AUGAAACUAAAUGGCUGGAUUUCAUUCAUAUUGAGUAAUAGAGAAUGUGUAGUAUUGCAAUUCAAUAAUGGAAUAUUUAUGAAUCAAGGAUUUGUGGUCAGUGAGCAGAAAGUGUUGAAAGUGUUUGGAAAUCAUCAAAUUGGUGAUAUUUCAUAUAAUGAAGAACAAUCCAUAGAAGUAGUAAAAGAAGGAAUUGUGGAUUUGGAUCAUGGAAGUCGAUUUGAAGGAUUGGUAUUGACAGAAAACAAGUUUGGAAUUCCAUUUGGAUAUGGUGAAAUGUAUGAUGAUGAUGGAUUCUUGGUGUACAAGGGUAUAAUGAUCAAUUGGAAACGAUUUGGCUAUGGAACGAGUUAUCAUUAUAAUGGUUUGAUUGAAUAUGAAGGAUAUUGGUGUGAUGAUAAGCGAUUUGGAAUUGGAAAAGUGUAUGAUCGAUAUGGUAAAUUAGUGAAUGAAUGUGAAUGGUCUAAUGGAAUUGAAAGGAAUAUUGAAUAUGAAGGAAAUGGCUCAGAACCACUGAAUAUCGGAAUGAAACACUUGAAACUGAGUGACCAUUGUAUAUUAGUUGAUUGGGAUGUUUCAUUGUUGUAUAAUUUGGAAUCAAUCGAAAUCGGUAAUGAUUGUUUUGAAUCAGUGCAAACAUUCAAAAUCGAUGGAUUGAAUCGAUUGAAAACUAUCAAAAUCGGAAACAGUUCAUUUGCUGUAUUGGAGAAAUAUGGCUUGAUAUUUAAUAGAGAAAAAAACAAAUCGAAAUCAUUCCACAUAUUGAAUUGUGAAUCAUUGAAAUCCAUUCAAAUUGGUGAUUAUAGUUUCAGUGAUUUUGCUGGAGACUUUGAAUUGAAGAAUCUACCACAAUUACAAUCUAUUCAAAUUGGAAUAAUUGGAAGUAAAUCACGUAAUUUCCAUGAUAGUUCAUUUGUGAUUCGAGGUAUUGAUAUGAUAUUGUAUAUUUGA